Messenger RNA from Dioscorea cayenensis subsp. rotundata (Guinea yam), 3429 nucleotides. RefSeq names its product receptor-like protein kinase 5. NCBI's taxonomy places the organism in Eukaryota, Viridiplantae, Streptophyta, Magnoliopsida, Dioscoreales, Dioscoreaceae. The transcript has 2 exons. Gene Ontology annotation, biological process: protein phosphorylation. The record is from RefSeq and is a predicted model, not a curated record. Bases 223 to 3306 code for a protein of 1027 amino acids. Gene Ontology annotation, molecular function: receptor serine/threonine kinase binding; protein kinase activity; ATP binding.
AACUACUGAGAAUAAAAUUCAUAAAAAAAAAUCAUUUGAUAAAAAGAAGUAAAGAACUAAAAGAAUGGUAAUUUCUAAGUAAACGCCAUAAAAGUAAGUAAAAGUGAGUACCUUGGAGACUUUGAUGCAAUCUGGAAGAUGGCCAUGACCGUUGCUCCUACGUAUAAGAAAACCCCGCCAAAACUCCAUUACUGAAUCUCUCUUGAUCUCAAGCUCUCUCCAAUGGCGGAAGAAGCCGUAUCCUCAACGUCAAUCCUCUUCUUCAUCUUCAUCUUCAUCUUCAUCCUCUCUUUAUCCCAAGUUGAAUCACAAACACCAUCAGAUGAAAAGCAAACUCUUUUACGGAUCAAGAGCGAGUGGGGAAACCCAGGCAAUCUCUCCUCAUGGAGCAACUCCAGUUCUCUCCAUUACUGUUCCUGGGUUGGCGUCCAAUGUAAUAAUGGGAGCUCUGUCAUCAAUCUCACCCUCUCCGGCUUGAACAUCGCCGGACCAAUCCCAGACUCCGUUUGCGACCUCAAGAACCUCACAGUUCUCGACCUCAACACUAAUAACAUCCCUGGACCAUUCCCAACCUCGCUCUACAACUGUGCUAAUCUCCAGUACCUUGAUCUUUCUCAGAACCUCUUUGUUGGAGUCAUUCCGUCGAGCAUCUGGCGGUUGUCUUCGGCCCUCACCGUCCUGAUCCUCUCGGCCAAUAACUUCUCUGGCGACGUGCCCAGCAUCAUUGCCCAACUCAAAGCGCUCCAAGUUCUCCGUCUCGAUAACAAUCUAUUCAAUGGAACCUUCCCUUCCGAGCUUGGCGAGCUUCAAAACCUUGAGCAGCUCUGGCUCGCCUACAAUCCCUUUGCUCCUGCAAGCAUUCCGGAAGAGUUUGGCAAUCUGACCAAGCUGAGCUUUUUAUUCAUGGCGAAUAUGAGUUUAGUGGGUGAAAUCCCUGAGACUCUGGGGAAACUGGGGGAGAUCGUUCAACUAGAUCUCUCGGAAAACUCCAUCAAUGGCGCAAUCCCUCAUAGCAUAUGGAUGCUGAAGAACAUUCAGUAUUUGUAUCUAUAUAAGAAUAGAUUGUCAGGAGAGAUUGAUCCAGAGAUUGAAGCAUUGAAUUUGGUGGAGAUUGAUAUUUCCAUUAAUCAAUUGAAUGGAUCAAUACCUGAGGGUUUUGGGCAGCUGAAGAACCUGAAGAAGCUGCUUCUCUACUGGAACCGGUUCUCCGGCGAGAUCCCGAGAAGCAUCGCCUUGCUUCCCAAUCUCUACGAUGUCCGACUCUUCAACAAUAGCUUGACUGGAACCCUACCGUCGGAGCUGGGUAAACACUCUCCGCUCUGGAAUCUCGAGGUCGAUGAUAACCAGCUCUCCGGCGAGCUCCCUGAUGGCCUCUGCGCACUUGGUGGGUUCUCUUCCCUCGUCGUCUUUAACAACAAUUUCAACGGGAGCCUUCCGACGACGCUCGGUGAGUGCUCGACGCUGAACAAUCUCCAGAUCUACAACAAUCAUUUCACUGGCUUGUUUCCGCAAGGGAUCUGGUCUGCGGUGAAUCUCACCACCUUGAUCAUGCGCGGCAAUGGCCUCUCCGGCGAGCUACCGUCGGAUCUCCCGUGGAACAUCACCCGCCUCGAGAUCCAAGACAACCGCUUCUCCGGCAAGAUCCCCUCCUCGGCAGGAAAACUCUUAGUCUUCAGGGCCGGAAACAACCAGCUCUCCGGCGAGCUUCCGACGGACAUCACCGGGAUAUCGAAUCUCCAGAUCCUUUCUCUUUCCGGGAACCAGAUCACCGGCGUGAUCCCGUCCGGGAUCUCGACGCUGACUUCGCUGACGGAUCUCGAUCUCAGCAACAACCAGCUCUCCGGUGAGAUCCCGGCGUCGAUCGCAAAGCUCCCGGUUCUCACCUCCUUGGACCUCUCGAUGAACCAGCUCUCCGGCGAGAUUCCGGCAGUCAUCGGCGAGCUAAAGCUCAACUUCCUCAACCUCUCAUCCAACCGUUUAUCUGGCCAGAUCCCGAUCUCGAUGGAUAACACGGCGAACGCCCAUAGCUUCUCAGCAAACCCAGACCUUUGCUCCUACGAUCCUAUGUUUAACAUCGGCUCAUGUGGCCACGGAUCGGACGGCUCAAGCAGGAUUUCGACCACGGGGAUCGUGAUCGUGACCGUUGCUGGCCUGGCCCUGGUGAUCUUAAUCACCUUCUUGUUCCUGAUGAUCAGAGACAAACGGAGGAGAAAGGACGGUAAAGAUCUCGCCGCGUGGAAGGUGACAUCUUUCCAGCCCUUGGAUUUCACAGAGACAACCAUCUUGAGGGGGAUCAAGGAGGAGAACCAGAUCGGGUGCGGUGGCUCCGGGAGAGUCUACCGCGUGGCCAUCGGAAGUUGUGCUAGAGAAAUCGUGGCCGUUAAAAGUAUAUGGACCGGAACCAAACUGGAUGCGAAACUGGAGAAGGAGUUCCAAUCUGAGGUCAAGAUUUUGGGUUCAAUAAAGCAUGCAAAUAUUGUCAAACUCUUGUGUUGCAUCUCCAGUCCUGAGUCUAAAUUACUGGUCUAUGAGUAUAUGGCAAACAUGAGUUUGUACUGUUGGCUUCACGGUGAUCACCGGAGAGCCAGGGUUGGAUCACAGCCGUUGGAUUGGCCGAUAAGGUUGCGAAUAGCCAUUGGGGUGGCGCAGGGUUUGUGUUACAUGCACAAUGACUGUACUCCGGCGAUCAUUCACCGGGAUAUUAAGUCUAGUAACAUACUCUUGGAUUCAGAGUUCAAGGCUAAGAUUGCGGACUUUGGGUUAGCCCAAAUGCUGGUUGAGGCCGGCCAGUCUAAUUCGGUGUCUGAAUUCGCUGGUUCUAUUGGUUACAUGGCUCCAGAAUGUGCUUACUCAAUGAAGGUGAAUGAGAAGGUGGAUGUGUAUAGCUUUGGAGUGGUGCUUUUGGAGCUGGUAACUGGGAGAGAGGCUAGUGAUGGAGGUAAGGAUGGAAGUUUGGUAGAGUGGGCAUGGAAAUACAUUCAGGAAGGGAACAAAGUGGUGGAUGCUAUUGAUGAGAGAAUAAGAGAUCCAGCUUAUUUGGAUGAGAUGGCAGUGGUGUUGAGAUUAGGCUUGAUUUGCACUGGAACAUUGCCAUCAACCAGGCCUUCUAUGAAGGAUGUGCUAGAAGUCUUGCUCCGGUGUAACCAGAUGCCGGCCGGCUUCACAGAUAAGAGUCUCAGGGAGUCGGAUCAAGCGCCUCUUUUGCAGACCAAGAAGGUUAAGGGUAGUAGGCAUAUAGCAUUCUCAAGUUCUAGUUCCAGCGAAGAUAAUGAAGAGGAUGAUAGUACAUUAGCAAGCAAUGUUUGAAAAAAAUAAUAAUAAAUGGUGAACCGUGAGGCAACCUGUUUUCAAUGUCCUGCUGUAAAAUACCAACCAUAGUUGAAGAGUAUAGAAAUUAUAGCAUGUCCGCUAUAAGCUUUUUCUAUUUUA